This is a messenger RNA of Galeopterus variegatus (Sunda flying lemur), 2110 nucleotides long. RefSeq names its product inhibitor of carbonic anhydrase-like. The transcript has 16 exons. NCBI's taxonomy places the organism in Eukaryota, Metazoa, Chordata, Mammalia, Dermoptera, Cynocephalidae. The record is from RefSeq and is a predicted model, not a curated record. Gene Ontology annotation, biological process: iron ion transport; antibacterial humoral response. Gene Ontology annotation, cellular component: plasma membrane; extracellular region; early endosome.
CCUGCAUGAAGAGAACCUCUUACCUCGAGUGCAUCAGGGACAUCGCAGCAAAUGAAGCAGAUGCUGUGACCAUUGAUGGAGGUUUGGUGUUUGAGGCAGGCCUGGCCCCCUACAACCUGAAGCCCAUCGUGGCAGAAUUCUAUGGAUCAAAAGAUGAUCCACAAACCCACCAUUAUGUCGUGGCCGUGGUGAAGAAAGGCACCAGCUUCCAGCUGAACCAGCUCCAAGGCAAGAAGUCCUGCCACACGGGCCUGGGCUGGUCUGCUGGGUGGAACAUUCCCAUCGGGAUACUGCUGCCCUCUGGCUCUCUUGAAGCAGGAGCGGCCAACUUCUUCUCCAGCAGCUGUGUCCCCUGUGCAGAUGGGAAGAAGUUCCCCAGCCUGUGUCAACUGUGUGCUGGGAAAGGGACAGACAAGUGUGCCUGUUCCUCCCAUGAACCGUACUUUGGCUACUCAGGUGCCUUCAAGUGUCUGAAGAAUGGCGAGGGGGAUGUGUGUUUCGUGAGGCACAUGACGGUGUUUGAGAACCUGGAACAGAAGGCUGACAGGGACCAAUAUGAGCUGCUCUGCCGGGACAACACCCGGAGGCCAGUGGACGAAUAUGAGAAGUGCCACUUGGCCCGGGUCCCUUCUCAUGCCGUCGUGGCCCGAAGUGUGGGUGGCAAGGAGGACUUAAUCUGGGAGCUUCUCGAUAAGGCUCAGGAACAUUUUGGAAAAGACAGGACAUCAGAAUUUCAGCUCUUUGGCUCUCCUCAUGGGAAAGAUCUGCUGUUUACGGACGCUGCCCGUGGAUUCUUAAGGGUCCCCCCUAAGAUGGACGCCAAGCUGUACCUGGGCUAUGAAUAUCUUUCUGCCAUCCAGCAUCUAAAGAGAGGUGUGGAAGACUCCCAGAGGGUGAAGUGGUGUGCAGUGGGCCACCAGGAGAGGGCCAAGUGUGACCAGUGGAGUGCAGUGAGUGGUGGUGCCUUGAAGUGCACCACGGAGGAGACUCCCCAGGACUGCAUCGCCGCCAUCACGAAAGGAGAAGCUGACGCCAUGAGCUUGGAUGGAGGAUUCAUCUACACGGCGGGCAAGUGUGGUCUGGUGCCUGUUCUGGCAGAGAACUAUGAGCCUAAACAUGGCAAUGAGAAGCUGGGGUCUAAGUGUGUGAAUACACCCAUGGAAGGAUAUUACGUCGUGGCUGUGGUGAAGAGAACAGAUGCUGAUAUCACCUGGAACUCUCUGCGAGGCAAGAAGUCCUGCCACACUGCAGUGGGCACCUCUGCAGGCUGGAACAUCCCCAUGGGUUUAAUAUACAACCAAACUGGGUCCUGUCGAUUUGAUGAGUUCUUCAGUCGCAGCUGUGCCCCUGGGUCGAAUCCUGAUUCCCGUCUCUGUGCUCUGUGCAGUGGCAGCAGCAAUCCAGCCCACAUGUGUGCUCCCAGCAGCCACGAGAGAUACUAUGGCUCCAGCGGGGCUUUCAGGUGUCUGGUUGAGAAGGGAGAUGUGGCCUUUGUGAAGCACUCCACGGUCCUGCAGAACACUGAUGGUAAGAACCCUGAAGUGUGGGCUAAGGAUCUGAAGCAGGAAGACUUUGAGUUGCUGUGCCUCGAUGGUUCCAGGAAGCCUGUGACAGAGGCUCAGAGCUGCCACCUAGCUGUAGUGCCAAAUCAUGCCGUGGUCUCGAGGAAAGACAAGGCCGAUUUUGUUCGCAGAAUACUCUUCAGCCAACAGGAGCUCUUUGGAAGAAAUGGGUUUGAAUAUGCGAUGUUCUAGUUGUUUGACUCCUCAGCCAAGGACCUGCUGUUCAGUGAUGACACGGAAUGUUUGGCUAACCUUCAGAACAAAACAACUUAUGAAAAGUACUUAGGGCCAAAGUAUCUGAUGGCUAUUGCUAACUUAAGACAAUGCUUAACCUCUGAACUUCUGGAUGCCUGCACAUUCCAUGGAAAUUAAAAUCUAAUCAAGAUGGGCAAUCGCAGAGAUGUUGGGAGCGCCAGUAUGAUGGGGCCACAUUCUCACUUGUCUUUAUGUGGAGCUGCAUUAACAUCAAUUAUCUUCAAAAUUCUGUGUAGUAACUGAUGCAAAAAUUAAAAUGAAUAAAAAUUAUUGGGUCUUCUUAGAAAACUUCA